This is a messenger RNA of Mixia osmundae IAM 14324, 576 nucleotides long. RefSeq lists its product as uncharacterized. The record is from RefSeq and is a predicted model, not a curated record. The coding region runs from base 1 to 576 and encodes 191 amino acids. The transcript is spliced from 3 exons. Lineage: Eukaryota; Fungi; Basidiomycota; Mixiomycetes; Mixiales; Mixiaceae.
AUGACGACAGUGCGACGACGGACUGCAGGCCAGAGAAGCAAGGUGACCGACUCGGACGGUGAUGAUGAGCCUAUCGAGCCUCUGGACGAGCAAGAACAGCAACAAGUCCUCACCGAUCUCAACGAUGCCUUUGAACGAGCUCGCACGUUUGCACGGUCGGCUACAGCGCUCCUCGUCCUCCUCACCAGCUUAGUCUGGCUUGCCUAUCCGCUUCUACUCGACCCGGCAAAGGAACGGACCUACACUUCGCCUGCUCAGCUCGCAAUUGCUCUGCCGCUCGCUCUGCUCUCCAUCACUCUCUGCGCAGUCGAUCAGCCGGACAGUCAGCGACGAGUCCAAGCGGCUCAGAUGAUCAGCGCUUCUUUGGGCUUUGGUGCACUGAUCUACGUCUAUUCGACGCAAGGCCAAGCCUGGCCACGCUCGUCUCAUUCGAAUUCCGAUCAUCAGCAGCUCAGAUCGAAGAACUCGACAAGCUCAAGUGAGUCACAGUCAGUGGCUCUCAUUGGCUGUACAAAGAUGAACAAGUGCAAUCAGAUAUGGCUACAAAGGCGCCUGAGCAGAGCAGAUGGACGGUAG